Molecule: messenger RNA, 654 nt
Organism: Aspergillus campestris IBT 28561
Lineage: Eukaryota; Fungi; Ascomycota; Eurotiomycetes; Eurotiales; Aspergillaceae
Exons: 2
Coding region: 1-654 (217 amino acids)
Source: RefSeq, a predicted model, not a curated record
AUGCAAACCCACCUCACAGCCCUCCUCUUCCUCCUCCCCCUCCUCUCCAACGCCCUCCCAGCCCAAGACCCUAACUCCAACCCUAACGCCCAAUCCCAAACUCAAAACGAAAUCCAAAUCACCCCCAAGCAAAUCGAAACCAUCGCCCCCAAAUCCAAAUCCUGCGACUCGGCGCCAUCAAAAGACGAAUGCGCAACAGCAGCGCAGGCCGCCCCGGCCAUCAGCGCAUCCUUCAACAAGUACAAGGUGCACUCGCGGGCCGAGCAAGCCGCAGUCAUCGGGUUGAUGGCGUUUGAAAGUGGUGACUUUAAGAGUAAUCGGAAUCAUUCGCCUGGGGUGCCGGGUCAGGGGACCCGAAACAUGCAAUCUCCAACCUACAACCAAAAAUACGCAGCAUCCCUUCCAGACAUCGCAGACGCAGCAAAGCAAGCCUCAGACGCAGACAAGGUUCUCGACCUACUAGUCAAGAACAAAGAGUACGACUUUGGAUCCGGAGCGUGGUUCCUGACGACGCAGUGUGAGGAGGAUGUGCGGAAGCGGUUACAGUCUGGGAGUGAGGAGGGGUGGAAGGCUUAUAUUCGGGAUUGUGUGGGGACGGAGGCGAAUGGGGAGAGGAGGGAGUAUUGGGAGAGGGCUGUUAAUGCGUUGGGUUGA